AUGCCGAUAUCCACGCUCCAAGGCUGGCAUCCUGGCGAAGUCUCCAUCCAACGCCAACUAGGCUACGCUGCUGCCGUGUCCUCCCGCUGGACUGCCGUCGAGAACCAACUCCGCGAACAACAUCAGAUCUUCCACACUUCGAAUCUAUCGUUCAUUCCACUCACAACGACGGAUGACGAUGGACGGCCCUGGGCUGGGAUCGCAGCCGGCUCAACGGGGCAAGUCGGGUUUGUGGAGAGUCCAGGUCUGAAGACAUUGGUUUUCAGGGCAAGAUUGUGGGAUGGGGACCCGCUGUUAGAGACAUUGAGGAAGCGGAAAUCCUCUCGGAGUAGUCACGGAGAGACCGCAACAGAGGAGAGGUAUCUGACUGCUGGGCUGGGGAUUGAGUUCUCGACGAGGAGGAGGAAUAAGUUCGCGGGCAGACUCGAGCGGGUCAAGGCCAUUACAGAACAGGACUAUGUGUUCGAAGUUGGGAUUACCGAGGCAUUGGGGAAUUGCCCGAAGUAUAUUAACGUCCGCCAACUGGAGCCAUACCCUUGCACGAAACCACAGAUCGCAUCCCAGUCGUUGCAUAUGGCGCCAACAGAAAAGCUACCGGACGAAGUCGUCGACAUGAUAACGUCCGCCGACACGGCCUUCAUAGCAUCUAUAUACAUAUCAGACCCUGCUACCGCGGCAAAAUACCCCCCUCACGCGGGGAUGAACGCGCGCAGCGGCUUACCGGGAUUUAUCCGAGUGAAGCCGUCCGAUAGACGAACCAUUGUCAUCCCUGACUACUCCGGAAACAGAUUCAUGUCGAGUCUGGGCAAUAUCGAGUCAAGCGGGUUAGCGGGGCUCACGAUCGUCUCGUUCACAACCGGCGACAUCGUCUACUUAACCGGUAAAGCGAAGAACCAUAUCGGGCCAUCUGCUUUAGAAAUCAUGUCUAGACAUGCUAGUAUUACGGUGUUGGAAACUACGGGCUUCACAUUCGUUCGCAACGCGCUUCCUGUGAGACAAACGCCUGGCUCCGAGGUACAGCGGAGCCCUUACAGUCCCAAGAUCAAGUAUUUGGUCGAAGAAGCAGAGGCCGACACGGGUGGUUCAGAUGCGCACAAGGCCGUUCUCGUGACCGGAAUCCAGCUUUCUGAUGACCUGGCCGUCUUCAGGUUCAAUGUCUUGUCCAAAGACGGCGCUCCGCCAUUGAAGGUCCGACCAGGUCAAGCACUAGCGCUAGAUUUCAUGAAGUGGGUAGGUCCGCCAGAGUAUCAGCAUAUGGCGGAUUCGGCUCCGGGCUCAAUAAAUGACGACCGCGUACGAACAUGGACGGUAUCUAGUGCCCACGAGGGUAUAGACAUCACAUGGUUUGAAUUAACAAUGCGGAAGAUGAAGGGUGGUAUAGUGACGGGGGCUCUGUUUAAUGCCCUGGAGAAGUCUCGGUCGAAUCGACGAGGAUGUCCUGUUCAGAUUGAAGAGAAGGUCGAAGUCGAGAUUGUUGGUGUGACAGGGGACUUCACUUUACCCAGAAUGGAGGUUAACACGCUAUUUAUUGCUGGAGGAAUCGGGAUUACACCCUUCCUCGCUAUGUUGGGUGCACUGAGUGCGCGCAGGGACGCAGCUCGAGGCAACGUCGUACUUGCACUAUCAACAAGGGAGCCGGGUAUCAUGCUCAACCUGGUCAAAAGGGCUCUGGGAAACGUCCCCUCAACCGUCAACUUCCAGCUGGAUUUAUUCACCAGCCGGUCCACCGAGUUGGAUCCCGUCAGAUUCAACCAGGAAAACGUACACAUCUCGCUAUACGAAGGUCGAAUUGGGCCGGAGUACUGGAAAACAACCACCAAAGAUCAAGACGUGUUUAUAUGUGGACCAACCUCAUUUGGAGAUGCGGCCAUGGAUGGGUUGCGGACUGCUGGCGUCCGACAUGAGAAGAUUCAGAGGGAGGGGUUCUAUUAG
Messenger RNA from Aspergillus terreus NIH2624, 1932 nucleotides. RefSeq lists its product as uncharacterized. The transcript has 2 exons. Gene Ontology annotation, molecular function: oxidoreductase activity. Lineage: Eukaryota; Fungi; Ascomycota; Eurotiomycetes; Eurotiales; Aspergillaceae. Bases 1 to 1932 code for a protein of 643 amino acids. The record is from RefSeq and is a predicted model, not a curated record.